This is a messenger RNA of Linum tenue, 3404 nucleotides long. The record is from the annotation of a GenBank genome assembly. Lineage: Eukaryota; Viridiplantae; Streptophyta; Magnoliopsida; Malpighiales; Linaceae.
CUCAUUUUUGAAAAAUUUCCCCUUUUCUUUCUGUUUUAGUGUGGCGUGAAAGCGAAGUCUCUCUCUAUCUCUUUCCCCCUCUCUCUCUCUCUCUUGCCUGUUUCUUUCACAACUCUAUGCCCUCUCCGCCCCGCUGCUUCCCUCUGUAAUUUCCCUUUGUUGAUUCUCUGUCCAUCUCUUUCUCCGUCUGCAACGAGUUUUGGCGUAUUCAAUUCCUUCCCUUGUCUGUCACGCCCACUCCGUGAAAAUCGAGCUGAAAGCUCUGUUUCCUGAGAAGUAGAUAGUUUUGAGAAGGGGGGAAAAAGGGAUUCUUUCUCUGUUCUGCUCUGUUGCCGGCGGUCGGUGGAGAUGUUGGUCGAGAGGAGAGUGAUGAUGAGCUGGCGGAGAGUUGGCAAGUCUCUGCAAGGCCUUGUAGCCCAUACCCUUCUCUUCACUUUCACCCUUUUGCUUGCGCUCAAGUUACAGCUCUCUGUUUCCUACUCAUGGUGUUCUUUUCACAUUAUUAAGUUGUAUCUUGCUUGUCUGUUGUCAUGCAGUGUUAUUUUUGCACCUUUGUGGCUAUUUCAUGCAGUCAUAGCUCGUGGCCGGUUUUCUUUACCAGCUCCAUCAAUGCCUCAUGAUCGCCACUGGGCACCAACACAUGCUAUCUUGGCAACACCAUUGCUUCUUGCUUUUGAACUUCUCCUUUGCAUACACCUGGAAGGCAGUUAUGUUGUAGACUUGAAGAUUGUGUUCAUGCCAUUGAUAGCAUUUGAAAUGGCUAUUCUGAUUGAUAAUAUCAGGAUGUGCAGAGCUCUUAUGCCUGGGGAUGAAGAUAGCAUGAGUGAUGAACAAAUAUGGGAGACCCUUCCUCACUUCUGGGUGGCAAUAUCCAUGGUCUUCUUCCUUGCCGCAACAGUAUUCACUCUUCUGAAAUUAUGUGGUGACGUGGCAGCUCUUGGUUGGUGGGAUUUAUUUAUAAACUAUGGUAUUGCAGAGUGCUUUGCUUUUCUGGUCUGUACAAAGUGGUAUAAUCCAGUGAUUCAUGAUCAUUCUUACAUUGGAGGAUCUAGCUCGUCUUCGAUGGGUAUUGGGUACCUGGACUGGAAUAGGGGUUCAAUGUUUUCUUCAGAUGAAGAUACAAGUACUAGAAUAUGCAACCUGCAAGAUAUUGGAGGACAUUUCAUGAAAAUUCCUUUUCUUACUUUCCAAAUCAUGCUCUUUAUGCGGUUGGAGGGAACACCAGCUGGUGCCAGAAAUAUACCAUUUCCUUGUCUUUUUGCUCCUCUCUUCAUGGUACAAGGAGCUGGAGUACUUUUUGCUGCUUAUAGAUUGGUUGAGAAAAUUGUGCUUUUACUGAGAAGUGGAGCUUCUGCUGGUAGCUCCUUUGCCCUACUGUCAAAGGCUCGGGAGUUUCUUGGAUUCAUGCGACGUGGAUCUAGGUUACUUGGUUGGUGGUCAAUUGAUGAAGGAAGCAGAGAGGAGCAAGCUAGACUGUAUCAUGGGAGCAGUUCUAGCUACAACACUUUCUCUCCAGACAUUGUCAGGAAGAUGUCCAAAUCAGAACUUGUGGACGAGAUAUGGAAGCUACAGGCUGCACUUAGUGAGCAAACGGACAUAACAAAGUAUAGCCAGCAGGAAUUCGAAAGACUGCAGAAUGAAAAGAUCCUGUGUAGAGUUUGCUUCGAGGAACAUAUCAAUGUAGUCAUACUUCCUUGUAGACAUCAUGCUCUCUGCAGCACAUGCUGUGAGAAAUGCAAGAAGUGUCCACUCUGCCGUGUUCCCAUAGAGGAGCGCAUGCCUGUAGAUGACGUGUAGCGCCUAACUGGAGGUUCGCCUGUUUCUUAUAGAGAAAGAGAAGCCUUCCUUGCUGCCUUAGGGUUUUAGGUUAAGCAUGCAAUGAGAAGCUGGUAAAUAUUAAUGUUAUUCCACAGUCUUUGUUCUCCUAGCUGAUCAAGUUUUAAUGCAAGUUUCUUAGUUGAAACCCUUGAUCGAAUCAUAGAAACUGUAAAUAGAAGUGUUAACCAAGUCAGAAGUAUAGCCUUCUUGCUCAGUAGUAGCUCUUGUUUUUGUUCUAGUUGGUCACCUUUGAUUUUGGCGGGAAUUGACAGCAAGCUCAAGCAAUGUAUUGUUGUAAGAACAAGCAGCAUAUGUAUCAGAAAUGUAAUAUAUAUCUCAAUCCCCGAUUACACGAAGCACCUUUCAGAAAUUUUGUUCUGCUUCAAUUGCUCUUAUUACCACUGAAGUUCUUCACCCCCCUGGUAUUUAUUACUUUUCAUUCCCAUACUGGAUGUUUAUUUCUGAACUGAAGGUUCCUGAAGAAGCUGCCUGUCUUUGACAAUCAUGGGAUUUCAGCAUCCUGCAUCCUGCAUCUCACGAUUCGUGUUGAAGGUUGAGCGCGAAAUCAGCGAACACUUGAUCGACAGUCUGAAAGGUUUCGUCGGGGUAGAGGCUGCUGGCUUCUACAUCGUUGACACCAUCGAUCUCGAAGUUCGAUUGGCAGCCCUUGAUGAAUAUGUCGUGGGUGAAGGAUGCAACUAUGCUCUCCGGAAUCCGAUUCUCUCAGCAGCAAGAGCUAGCAGGUCGGCUUCUGUAACUGUAACGCGAGGGAUGGUCCUGCCGAGCUUCUCCUCCCACAGAGAAGCCAGCUCGUUCAUGUUGUGGUAGUUCACCGCGGGUCGAAAAUGGACCGACUUGUUCAAGGCUCGAGGGUCGUCCACCGUCUUCAUUGUGAACUUCCCGAUGUCAGCUCCAGUCACAAAGUAAGCUUUGGCGGCGCCGUCGGCGUAGAUGGGGAGGUGGUGGAGGGGAGGAGGGAGGUCGGAAGGGUGAGUGUUGUCGUGGUAAGGCCAUGAAGCGAUGGAGUUGCAGCAGAUGUAAGUGUAUGGGAUGUGGUUUUGUUCGAUGGAGCGCCUCACUUGCCUCUUUUGCUGAUAGAAGGACAGCCCUGGCUCCACUGGGUUUGCUCUGUCUACGUCGUGACCGAACUCGGAUGGCAAAAACCUCUUAAUGGUACCAACCGAUUUGAUAGCCUGGACAAGUGUAAUCUGGUCAAGCAAAUUCCCUCCACCUACCACUGAUAUCACGACCUCAAUUUCAUUCUCUUUCAAUACCUUCUCCAAGCUUUCCCUCUCUGAUAUCGAACCCUGUACGAUGAUGGCACCUUUGUCCCGGAGAGACUCAAGUAUUUGGACUUUUGAAGGGUCGCCGGCGGCGGAAGAGGUCAACCGAGUGAGAAGGUAGGUGGGUCGACCGGCGUCCAGGCUGGCCUCCGCCACAUGCCGGCCGAUGAGACCCGUCGCUCCGAUGAUCAGGACCCGGCUUUUGACGUUGGGAGUCGCCGGAGCCAUAUGAAUCGGCCGCCGGUGAUAUGUAACGUGAGAAGUUAAGACUUUUGGGUAAAAUAUAAUGAGCAAACUUUUGUU